AUACCUGCAGGGAGCCUCUGCUCAUCACUCUGCUGGGAGCCUCGCCUCGCUAAGCGAACAACCUGCUACCUGAAGUCAGACCUGCGAAGGAACACAGGAGAAUGGCCUCUGGAGUUGCAGCUCUGCUCCUGCUGGGCGUCGUGUGCUCUGGGUUGGUGGCAGGUGAGGUUGCCAUGGACUGCUGUCUGGACAAAUCCUACAAGAUGCUGCCGCUCAGGAUCCUCUCAGACUACAAGAUCCAGGAAGCGGAUCAAGGCUGUGACAUCAGCGCAACCCUGUUUAUUACAAAGACAGGAAGAAUCCUGUGCGUUGCUCACCCCAGCGAGAGAGAGUGGGUGGAAAAGCACAUCAAACUGCUGAACAGGAGGAAAGAAUAGGAGCCAAACUCCAAAGUGGAAGCUACACCUGUCUGUGAAUCUGGUCAGAAUCUCAGAGUGGUCGUUUUGAGCUGAAGAACCGGCGCUCGCUGUCCACGUUGUGUUUGUUUCUUUCCGUUUGUGGUGACUGAGUGUUGGUGAAUGGAUCCUUCUUUUCUUUGAGUGAAAUAUACUACAGAGAAACACUGACUGGCCCUGAUUUGCCUGAAGCUAAUGCAAUGCAAUGUGAAUGCAAUUGUGAGGAAAUCUCUUUCAUGCACCUUUAAACCUGUAAUGUUGAAAGUCAUUUUAUAAAUAAAGUUUGAUUUUAUUUUCUAA
Messenger RNA from Betta splendens (Siamese fighting fish), 695 nucleotides. Its product is annotated as C-C motif chemokine 20-like. Gene Ontology annotation, molecular function: chemokine activity; CCR chemokine receptor binding. The coding region runs from base 102 to 377 and encodes 91 amino acids. Lineage: Eukaryota; Metazoa; Chordata; Actinopteri; Anabantiformes; Osphronemidae. The record is from RefSeq and is a predicted model, not a curated record. The transcript is spliced from 4 exons. Gene Ontology annotation, cellular component: extracellular region. Gene Ontology annotation, biological process: lymphocyte chemotaxis; positive regulation of ERK1 and ERK2 cascade; positive regulation of GTPase activity.